This is a messenger RNA of Salarias fasciatus (jewelled blenny), 1420 nucleotides long. RefSeq names its product proteasome 26S subunit, ATPase 4 (gene psmc4). The transcript is spliced from 11 exons. Gene Ontology annotation, molecular function: ATP binding; ATP hydrolysis activity. The coding region runs from base 14 to 1267 and encodes 417 amino acids. The record is from RefSeq and is a predicted model, not a curated record. Lineage: Eukaryota; Metazoa; Chordata; Actinopteri; Blenniiformes; Blenniidae.
UUUGCGAUCCAUCAUGGAGGAGGUAGUGUCCGUGGAGAAGAGCCCGGAGGAGAUGCCGGCCAUCCUGAGCUCCAGACCCCAGACGGGCCUGUCCUUCCUGGCCCCGGAACCAGAAGACCUGGAGGACCUCUACAGCCGAUACAAGAAGCUGCAGCAGGAGCUGGAGUUCCUGGAGGUGCAGGAGGAGUACAUCAAAGACGAGCAGAAGAACCUGAAGAAGGAGUUCCUCCAUGCCCAGGAGGAGGUGAAGCGGAUCCAGAGCAUCCCGCUGGUCAUUGGACAGUUCCUGGAGGCCGUGGACCAGAACACGGCCAUCGUGGGCUCCACCACAGGCUCGAACUACUACGUGCGGAUCCUGAGCACUAUCGACCGGGAGCUGCUGAAGCCCAACGCCUCAGUGGCUCUGCACAAACACAGCAACGCCCUGGUGGACGUCCUGCCGCCCGAGGCCGACAGCAGCAUCAUGAUGCUGACCUCCGACCAGAAGCCAGACGUCAUGUACGCCGACAUCGGAGGGAUGGACAUCCAGAAGCAGGAGGUCCGGGAGGCAGUGGAGCUGCCGCUCACACACUUUGAGCUCUACAAACAGAUCGGGAUCGACCCCCCCCGAGGCGUCCUCAUGUACGGCCCCCCCGGCUGCGGGAAGACCAUGUUGGCCAAAGCCGUGGCUCACCACACCACAGCGGCCUUCAUCCGGGUGGUGGGGUCGGAGUUCGUGCAGAAGUACCUGGGGGAGGGGCCCCGCAUGGUGCGGGACGUCUUCCGGCUGGCCAAGGAGAACGCCCCCGCCAUCAUCUUCAUCGACGAGAUCGACGCCAUCGCCACCAAGCGCUUCGAUGCCCAGACCGGCGCUGACAGGGAGGUUCAGAGGAUCCUGCUGGAGCUCCUCAAUCAGAUGGACGGCUUCGACCAGAACGUCAACGUCAAGGUGAUCAUGGCGACCAACCGGGCCGACACCCUGGACCCGGCCCUGCUGCGGCCCGGGCGCCUGGACCGCAAGAUCGAGUUCCCGCUGCCGGACCGGCGCCAGAAGCGUCUCAUCUUCUCCACCAUCACCAGCAAGAUGAACCUGUCUGAGGAGGUGGACCUGGAGGACUAUGUGGCCCGACCGGACAAGAUCUCUGGAGCCGACAUCAACUCCAUCUGCCAGGAGGCCGGCAUGCUGGCGGUGCGGGAGAACCGCUACAUCGUUCUGGCCAAAGACUUCGAGAAGGCGUACAAGACGGUGAUCAAGAAGGACGAGCAGGAGCACGAGUUCUACAAGUAGAGAGGCCCCGCCCCCUCCGGCGACCCCACCUGACCUCACCUGCAUCCCAGUGUGUGGGGCCCCCGGAGCCCCGGCGUGGGUCGGUCUGCUGGAUGUUUGUUUCAACAGGUUCUAAACUCCAAUAAAGGCUUUUUGUGUUUUGUAACGAGCCGA